ACAUUUGAUUUUAAAAAUGGCGCGUCUCGUCUUUGACCCGGAAGUGGCUACAAAUACGGCAGCUUUUCGUGUGAACUGCCAGCCAACCACGAUGGAGACAAAUAAUAUAAUGGUCUCUGACCAGUUUCAAAAAGUCCCGUUGUCAGAGUCCCAGCUGGACUUCUCCGGUCAGCCGUACUCCGUGUGCGUCCUCAAAGUCGGAUACUGUCUCCCUCAGAGUGACGGGACGUUUAAGGCCGACGGGACCAUCACACUCAUAACGGGACCCAAGACUAUUCUGGUGGACACCGGGGGACCGUCGGACCGGGACUUUCUCCUUAUGUCACUGAGAGACAGGGGUCUGGAACCGGGAGACAUAAACUUGGUCGUGGGGACUCACGGACAUUCAGACCACAUAGGAAAUCUGGGUCUUUUUCCAGCAGCAGUGAUGAUUGUGGGAUAUGAUGUCAGUGAGGGGGACACAUACCGUCCCAACAAGCUGGCACACGGACACACCUACAUUAUUGAUGAACAUAUAUCUGUUGUUCCCAGCCCAGGCCACACAGGACAGGAUGUCAGUGUUCAGGUGAAGGGAACGUCAGUGGGCACGGUGCUUGUUGCAGGAGACUUGUUUGAGUGCUGCUCAGAUGAGGACAGCUGGCGGGAUCUGAGUAUGAACACUGCAGUACAGGAGGUCAGCCGCCAAGAGGCAUUACGCACUGCUGACAUCAUCAUACCAGGACAUGGACUCCCAUUUAGAGUCCUCAGGAACUGAGGAACUGAUCCUGGAGAUCAGGGCGGGCCAGGUCAUGUAAGGAAGUGAUUUCACUGACACUAGGUGGAGUUUUACAACUUUUACCAUCUCCUGACAGUGGACUGAAUAAUGUAUUUUAUGGUUUGUAACAGAAACACCUCUCUGUAUAAUGUAAAGCAGUUCAACAGCAUCAACACUUGUCUGAAACCUUAAGAGAGAAAGAGUCCUUUAUUCAGAUGGCUGUUAAACUCAGCAGUAUCACAAACAGCUGCUAGGUCGUUAGGGGUGGGCAUCGAUCCAAGUAUCAAUAGUAUCGAUACCAAUGUUGGUAUUGGUACCGGAUCGACACUAAUGUGAUGGGAUUGACACUUUAGUUUCUGUCCUCUACAUUCAGUAUGUUGCUCCUGUUUCAUCAAAAAGUUGACAUGUCUGUGCAAACACUGCUUUCACAUUUUGCAGUACACUUUGCUCGUCUUCCUCUCCCUGCUCUCACGUGUUCUGUUGUCGUACCAUCACAGACACCUGUAGGCUGGCAGAAAGAGGAGUGUCGUGGAGAUAUUUUACGGCUGUAAAAGAAAACAUUGCAAGCUGCAAUUUGUGUAGGAAGGCUAUCUGCUGCUGUGGCAACACCACCAGUUUAUACAAACACAUGAAAAACUACAAUAAAGAGAACUCAGAGCUGCAAAAGAAAUGAAGAGGGGAGGAGGAAAAUCCCUCAGACAGACCCAGACCCAGGUACACAGACAGAGGUUACUGAUAGAGACCCUUCAGAGAGGCAAAUACCCAGGUAGCUUAUGUGGUGGUGGAAGUAAUAUUUUAGUCACUCAUGACAGAUCUUGAGCAUAAAGUGCAGGUGAUCAUCAUAGUUGUUACUUCGCAGACUGAUUACCUAUAGUAACUAACUGACAGUGGAAAGCAAAACUGACAAAAUCUUCUAGUGGUCAUGAAAAUGUGUUCAGAUUUAGUAUAUUGUUGAUGCAUUCAUUUUGUAAAUCAUGGCACACUGCUCUCCCCUACAUCUAAGUACAUAAGCUGCUUUUAGUAAGUAAAAAGAAUUUGUAUCGUAUCAGUAUCGGUGAUACUGGCCCUGUAUUUACUCUGUAUUGGAUCGAUUUGGAAUUUUGCAGUAUGGCACAUCACUAAUUUCAUCACGACAUAAUCAUCUGAAUAAAGGCUUUUUAACUUGU
Molecule: messenger RNA, 1920 nt
Organism: Lates calcarifer (barramundi perch)
Lineage: Eukaryota; Metazoa; Chordata; Actinopteri; Centropomidae
Gene: mblac1
Product: metallo-beta-lactamase domain containing 1
Exons: 2
Coding region: 17-754 (245 amino acids)
Source: RefSeq, a predicted model, not a curated record